Messenger RNA from Orycteropus afer afer, 2283 nucleotides. RefSeq names its product calpain 10 (gene CAPN10). Gene Ontology annotation, molecular function: calcium-dependent cysteine-type endopeptidase activity. Gene Ontology annotation, cellular component: cytoplasm. The record is from RefSeq and is a predicted model, not a curated record. Gene Ontology annotation, biological process: proteolysis. Lineage: Eukaryota; Metazoa; Chordata; Mammalia; Tubulidentata; Orycteropodidae.
AUGGCCGGCACCCCUAACGGGCAGCUGGCGGGCGGAUGGGAGCCCGGGUCCCCGAAGAUGCGGGUGCAUCCGGAGACGCCGGCGCCCGAACUCUUCCGGGACGCCGCCUUCCCGGCUUCGGAUACCUCGCUUUUCUUCAGCUUCUCCACGCCACUGACCCAGUUCCGGGAGGACUUUACGUGGCGGCGGCCCCAGGAGAUCUGUGCCGCCCCCCGGCUGUUUCCCGACCGCCCCCAGGAGGGGCAGGUGAAGCAGGGGCUGCUGGGAGACUGCUGGUUCCUGUGCGCCUGCGCGGCGCUGCAGAAGCGCCGGCGCCUCCUGGAGCAGGUCAUUCCCCCGGGACAGCCGAGCUGGCCGGACCCAGCGUACCGGGGCUGCUUCACCUGCUGCGUGUGGCAGUUCGGACACUGGGUGGAGGUGACGGUGGAUGACCGCCUGCCCUGUCUUGCUGGGAGACUCUGCUUCUCCCGCUGCCAGAGUGAGGAUGUGUUCUGGCUCCCUCUGCUGGAGAAGGUCUACGCCAAGCUCCACGGGUCCUAUGAGCACCUGUGGGCAGGGCAGGUGGCAGACGCUCUGGUGGACUUGACCGGCGGCCUGGCAGAAAGAUGGAACCUGAAGGACUUAGCAAAAGCCAGUGGCCCCCAGGACAGGCCUGACACCUGGGGACAAAGGACCCUCCAGCAGCUGCUCUGCCUGAAGGACCAGUGUCUGCUGAGCUGCUCCGUGCUCGGCCCCAGAGCAGGCACCCCGGAGCUGGGGGAGUUCCAUGCCUUCGUCGUGUCGGAUGUCCAGGAGUUCCGCAGCGCAGCCGGCGAGGGCGUCCUGCUGCUGUGCGUCCACAACCCCUGGGGCCGGCGGUGCUGGCGGGGGCCCUGGAGAGAAGGGGGCGAAGGGUGGAGCCGGGUCGAGGCGGAGGUGGCGGCGGCACUCUUGUCCCAGCUGCAGGAAGGGGAGUUCUGGGUGGAGGCGGACGAAUUCCUUCGAGAGUUUGACGAGCUUACCAUUGGCUUCCCUGUCUCCGAGGACGGCCACCUGCAGAGCCUCUACUCAGGAAGGGCGCUGAGCCACACCCAAGCACUGCCGGGGGCCUGGGUCAGAGGCCAGUCGGCCGGGGGGUGCCGGAACAACAGCAGCUUCCCCAGUAACCCCAAGUUCUGGCUGCGGGUCUGGGAGCCCAGCGAGGUGUGCCUGGCCGUGCUCCAGAGGCCCCGGGCGAGGGACCCCCAUGCCCCGCGGGGCCCAGCCCGCCUUCCUGGGAAGGACCUCCAGGCUGUGGGCCUCCAUGUGUGGAAGGUGGAGAAGCGGAGGGUCAGCCUGCCUGCAGUCCUGUCGGCACCCCCCGUGGCGGGCACCGCCUCCCACGCGUACGACCGCGAGGUGCAUCUUCGCUGUGAGCUCUCCCCUGGGUACUACCUGGCCGUGCCUAGCACCUUCCUCAAGGACGUGCCGGGCCAGUUCCUGCUCCGGGCCUUCUCUUCCGGAAGGGUCUCCCUCAGUGCCAUCAAGCUGGCCCCCAGGAGCACAGUCCCUGGGGGCACCCUGCCAGCGGGAGAGUGGGAGACCGUGCGGCUGCAGGGCUGCUGGCGGGCCGGGCAGACGGCGGGCGGCAGCAGGAACUUCGCCUCCUACCCCAGCAACCCCUGCCUCCCCUUCUCCGUGGCCGCCGGCGGGGGCGCCCGCUGCGUCCGCAUCACGCUGCGCCAGCACUGCCAAGAAGGAGCCUGCCACCCCAUCGGCUUCCACGUCUUCCAGGUUCCCGACGGGGCCCAGAGCCAGGGUGAGCCCUCCCUGCUGCACCGGGAGCCUCUGUCCAGCUGUGUGCCUCACCGCCAUGCCCUGGAGGUGAGCCAGCUGUGCCAUCUGCCUGCGGGCACCUACGGAGUGGUGCCCUCCACCUACCUGCCCGACACAGAGGCAGCCUUCAGUGUCACCAUAGCGACCAGGAUUGACAGGCGGUCCCUCCAGAGUCGGGAGAGGCUUGGGCAGCUCCUUCAGGAGGCCUCCUUCACGGCCGUGAUGAAGACGCAACAGGGUAGCCACGUCUACCAGGCCCAGGACGUCUGCACACAGUACCCCCACCUUGGCUCUGCGGUCUCAUCACCUGAUGGUGCAAGGGACUGUGCCAUGGAGAGCGGCAAAGGGACCCAGGACCCGGGAGAGGGAGCUGCCGGCUGCCCAGAGGCCCUGGGGCCAAGCCUGGUCUGCAAGGGAGGCAGGAACCCCAGCUUGGAGCCCCAAGCCCAGAUGGGAGCUUCACCAUGUCCCCCGACCAUCUUAUCUUAA